Molecule: messenger RNA, 2112 nt
Organism: Linum trigynum
Lineage: Eukaryota; Viridiplantae; Streptophyta; Magnoliopsida; Malpighiales; Linaceae
Source: the annotation of a GenBank genome assembly
AUGGCUGCCGCGGCGACUGAGGAUCCCACCGGCGCGGCCGAAGGAGGCACUGCCACCGUCUCUUCAGUGAUCGACGAGAUAUACGAGUUCUCCGCUCCCAGGCGGAGCUCUGGUUCGACACUGCUCCCAGUCACGCCCCUUCUCUUUUUAUGCCAAGAAUUAGGACUGGCAGGAUCACUCAAGGUUAAUAGCCUGUGUGAUUUUACUGAAGCUGACCAAAUCCCCAAGGCUGCAGAAUCCUCAGAGUCAACUGCUGCUGAGAGAGAAGACAAGCAAUCAGCUGAAACAAGGGAAGCAGCAGCAAACAAGGAAAACAAUGGCUGCCAGGUGAAUGUGCAAACCAGCACCGAGGCAUGCAGCACGCCGCAGCCAUCAUUGCAUUCACAGAAAGGAGGUGCAUUGACGGGCUCCAAGAAGCAUCAAUCAGCCAGGCACAUAGCUAGUUUGGUUAAGAAUCCAUCAGUGCUAAAAUCCAAGAGUCAAGCACAAUCCUCCCAGAUCAAAGGUGUCAAACCACAGUCAAGCCUGAAAAAAGGAGGUAAUAAUAAUACAAACAAUCCUGCUGGAGCUUUCUCCUUCGCACAGGAGAACCAGGCCAUCAAACGGCAGAAGCUUGAAGACGGGAAAUCCAGACAGAUUCUUAAUGUUAGACCCCCACAACCAUUACCCCACAAGUCCAAGCUGGGUCUUUCAACUAGCAAUGCAAACUGUGUAGCUAACAGAACGCAGAAAGAGGAGAGAAAGGUUUACGUUCGGGAAACAGCUGUGCAAGCUCCUUUUGUCUCGACGGCAGAAAUGAUGAGGAAGUUCCAAACCAGUACUAGGGACUUGUCUUUACCUAUCCCACAGGGGAAACCUAAGCUCACGCUUACAAGGCCCAAGGAGCCGGCUUUUGAAACGGCUCAGAGGGUCCGUCCAGUCAGAGUUAAGAGUAGUGCGGAGCUUGAAGAAGAGAUGUUGGCCAAAAUUCCAAAAUUCAAAGCUAGGCCAGUAAACAAGAAGGAGUUCCAUCUUGAGACAGCAGUUAGGGCUACUCACAAUGCAGAAUCAGCAUCAGUAGCCUCAACAGAAGUUUCUCGUCAGAACAAUGAAUGGAAGCCUCAUUGCACCGAACCUAAAACUCCAUUGCUUCAGACCUCUUUGAGAGCUCGUCCAGUAAAGGUUAAAAGUACUCUUGAACUUGAGAAAGAGGCUCUCGAGAAGAUUUCUAAGUUCAAGGCAAAGCCUUUGAACAAAAAGAUAUUUGAAAGUAAAGGAGAACUUGGGAUCUUCUGUAAUACCAAGAAGCAGGUCACGGUACCUAAAGAAUUCCACUUUGCCAUAGAUGAGAGAAUUCCACCUCCCACUGUUGUUGCUGACAUGUUUGAUAAGCUUUCCUUGAACUCGGAAUCUCAGGACAAUCAUCUGCUUCCUAGAAACACAGCACCAAACCCGUUCCAUUUGCACGCGGAGGAAAGAAGGGCAGAAAAAGAAAGGAGGCUUGCCAUGGAACUGGAGAGGAAGAAAAUGGAGGACGAACUUGCUAGGGUCCCGAAGGCAACUCCGUAUCCUUACACAACGGAUUAUCCAGUGGUUCCACCAAGACCAAACCCCAAGCCAUCCACAAGACCUGAACCAUUUCAAUUGGAGAGCCUUGUGAGACAUGAAGAAGAAAUGCAGAAGGAAAUGGAGGACAGACUGAGGAAGGAGAGCGAAGAAGCCCAGAUGAGGAUAUUCAAAGCACAGCCAGUUCUCAAAAAGGAUCCCAUUCCAGUACCAGAGAAGGUGCGGAUACCUCUUACAGAGGUUCAACAAAUCCAUCUUCAUGUGGAUCACCGAGCAGUAGACAGGAAAGAAUUUGAUCAGAAGGUGAAGCAAAAGGAAAUGAUGUAUAAGCGAUAUAGAGAGGAAAGUGAAGCUGCAAAGAUGAUUGAGGAAGAGAAGGCAUUGAAGCAGCUGAGGAGAACAAUGGUACCUCAUGCUAGACCAGUCCCAAACUUCGAGCACCCCUUCUGCCCCCAGAAAUCUUGCAAAGUAGCAACAAAGCCAAAGUCGCCGAAAUUGCGAGUGCUUCACAGGAGAGAACAGCAGCAGCAGCUUCUAGCCCUGCUUCAUGCAUGCUGCGGUGAUUGA